Messenger RNA from Rhinocladiella mackenziei CBS 650.93, 456 nucleotides. RefSeq lists its product as uncharacterized. The coding region runs from base 1 to 456 and encodes 151 amino acids. The record is from RefSeq and is a predicted model, not a curated record. Lineage: Eukaryota; Fungi; Ascomycota; Eurotiomycetes; Chaetothyriales; Herpotrichiellaceae. The transcript is spliced from 2 exons.
AUGGCCAACAUUGGCAAGGCCAUUACCCAGUCCUACUAUGGAUACCUCCCACAACGCUCAUAUUUCUAUGGCGAUUCAACUGGUGGCCGGCAAGGCGUUAUGCUUGCACAAAGUUGUGAAAUGGACGCAAUGACGGAUGCCGCCAUUGCAGCCUGUGAUGACAAGGAUGGCGUUGUUUACGGGAUAAUCUCAUUGCCAUAUCUCUGCGAUUUCGAUCCUCAUACACUUGUCGGGAAAUCUUUUGACUGCAAUGGCGCUUCCGCUGUCUUCAGCAAUGCUGCGGCAGAUAUCGUAGAGGCAGCGUUGUCCGGCCCCGGAAGCUCUACUGGCAAAUUCCAGUGGUAUGGUAUUGGCAAAGAUGCUGAACUUGGAUCUUCCGGAAUCGGGCUUGCGUCCACCAUUUGUGCAGAAGUGGGAGGUUGCAAAGCUGCGCCGUUUCCGAUCGCAGACAACUAG